Messenger RNA from Styela clava, 3706 nucleotides. RefSeq lists its product as uncharacterized. Lineage: Eukaryota; Metazoa; Chordata; Ascidiacea; Stolidobranchia; Styelidae. Gene Ontology annotation, molecular function: microtubule binding; microtubule motor activity; ATP binding. Gene Ontology annotation, biological process: microtubule-based movement. The record is from RefSeq and is a predicted model, not a curated record. Gene Ontology annotation, cellular component: cytoplasm.
UUGGCCAUGUCAGCAUUUUGGUAGACUAUCCAUUAACUCUCUCAUUCAGUCAUUGCAGUAUUACUCAGAAUAAGUAAAAUUAUAACACAUUAUUCAUUUGUUGGUGGUGCCGUGAGUUAACCAUGAAUAUAGACUCAGUGGGUAAAAUAAGGCCACCAAGAUCUGGUGAAGGUCAAGUGAGUUUGCUCAUCACAGAUAACAAACGUGUUCAUGGCAAACAAGGAGGAGUAUCACACAGCUUCCAUCUUCUUUACCAUCCUGACUCUUCAAAUCAAGAUGUUUUUUCCAAGGCAGUUCAACCUUUACUUGAUUUAUUCAUUGCUGGAUUCAACACCUGCAUUAUUCUUUACGGAGAAAGUGGUUCAGGAAAAUCAUACACAAUGGCCGGUGAACAAAACUCUCAGCCAGGAAUUGUUCCUCAUGCAAUUAAUUACAUUAUGUCAGAACUACAAAACAAAUCUAUGGGACUGCGAGAUUCUGUGGAGAAUCCUCAGUUCUCAGGUAGAGGAGAUAGUGAUGUAUUCCGCCUUUUGAUGUAUCAAUAUGAAAUAUACAAUGAAGUCAUCACUGAUUUGAUGGCAACUAGAGGAGCAAUUUCAGGUCGUGGACAGCAUGCUAUGGAAUUACAACAUUCAGCCGAAGAGGGGACUUACAUUAAAAAUCUUGAAUAUGAACGAUGCAGAACACCGGCCGAAGGCUUAUCGGCAUUUUGGCAGUCCUGGCUUUCUCGAAAUACCAAUGUUGUUGAUUUUGGACCCGUGAAAAAUUUUAGCACUGUUGUAUUUCAGUUGGAUUUGACAAUGAUGACAAAUGACAACCCGCUGCCCAAUAGAUCAAAAUUCACGGUGAUUCGAAUGCCAGGGAUGGAAAAAUUAUCAGAGGAUUUAUCACGUACAAGAUUGCGGGAGGGGCCAACUUUAUCAAAAUCAGUCAUAGCAUUCAAUCAGUUGUCAGCUGAUCUUGCUCGACAGCAGGAACCUGAGCGUGUCAUUAAUUAUGGUGAAUCAAAACUUACAAGUUUACUUGAGGAUACACUUGGAGGAAAUUGUAAAACUAGAGUAAUUUGUUGCCUUCCUCCAACUAAUUCAAAUCCAGAUGUGAUGAGUGCUAUUCUAACCGGUUGUGGUUUACUAACCGAAGUGAAAAAUUAUCCGAUAUUGAAUGAUAGCCUUGCUCAGAAUCUGAUAACCCAGUACAGAACGAGAAUUGAUGCAUCUUUACAACAUGGUGGGUUUGACCUAGGAGGUGCAAGUGGAGGAGGAGGUGGAAUCUUAUCAAGAACUGAAUUACAGGAUCAGUUGCUGAAGAUAACAACUGAUAAUACUCAAUUAAGAGAACGAAAUGAUCGAUUAUUUCAACGUCUUGAACAAGUACAAGAAAAAUUAACUGAUCUUGCUAAGUCAAAAUCUGAAUUAUCUACCAAACUCGUCGCAAGUGAGGAAGACAAACUGAAGGUUUCUAAGGGAUUAGUAGAACUGCAGCUUGAAAACAACAGAUUAUCUGAAGAAUAUGAAGCUGAGAAUUUUGAUUUGAAGAAUAAGAUCUUAUCAUUGGAAAAUCAGCUCGUUGAGUUUGAACUACAAAGAAAUAAAUUUAGUCAUGAUCAUGAUGUCACUGCAAAACAUACAAGACAUUUGGAAGAAAGUCGAAAACAAAUUGCAGAUGAGUUUGUUCAGCUGAAAACAAAAACUCUCGAAUUGCAGAAAGAUCUUGAAAGACAGGUGAAACGCAAUGAUGAAAUGAGAAAUGAACUUGCCAAACUGAUUGACACUGAAGCAGCAUUACUGGAUUUACGACAUAAUGUAGAUAAACAGAGAGAAGUUGAGGAUGCAGCUGUGAAAGAGUUGGAACGUGCAAAGAAUGUACUUCGAUCUGUCGAUAUUGAUCCUGGGGCAUUGUCAGCCAGAAAGCAAGGUCAUGCAAACGGCGUUGCUGCUGAAGUAAGAGAAAUGAGAGAUUUGAGACAUGAUUGGAGAGUUAAACGUAAUAACGACUCACUGGGAAAUCCAAGAUCACCAAAUUCAGAUCUUCUUGGAAAUUACAAAUUACUAUCUAUGGAUGAUGAUGUUGUCAAAAAUAUGAAGUCAGCAUAUGAUGAACAAACAAACAGACUUGAAAAAAGUCUCCUGCAAUUGAGAUCUCAAUUAACUGCUGCGUAUGAGACUGUUCGGGCUGCCAAUAAAAAAUGUGCAGAGCAAUCUGCUGCCGUCACUGUUGCCCAAGAUGGAUAUAAAAAGGCAAAAGAUGAAAAUAUUGAACUCCAACAAAAGAUUAAAGAAUCAAAUCAAGAAUAUAGGAAGAGAAUGUGGAAAUAUGUUCAAGAUAUUGCGGAGUUUAUGAGUGAUGAUAAGCCUGAUAAUGACUCAAGAAGGAAGGAUACAAUGAAGAAAUAUAUUGAUGGAAUGAUGAAGGAUAUGAAAUCUGCUUUUCGUUCAAGAGAAGAACAGUUGAGUAAUACUGCACGAAAUAACAGAAAAUUGGCAAAAAAUAUGCUGCAACGACAUGAACGAUUAUUAAUUUCAUACAGAGCAAUUCGUGCACAGCUUGAAUCAAUUCAAAUUGCAACAACAAAACAAGGAGAAGAGACAGAUGCAAGAUCUUCUCAAAUAUUCCCAGUUGUUCAGUAUCCAAUUGAUUUGGGACCAGAUGAUUCAGAUUUAUCAGUAGAUGAAAAAGAACUUCAAACGGCGUUGUCAGUUGAACUGAAUAAUCUUAGACAAGCAAUGAAACAAACAAAAAAUGAAUUGAAAAUCACAAAAAAUGAGUUGAAUGCAUUACAACAAAAAGACAAACUUCGGUCACCACACACAUUAGGAAAGCAAUAUCCAAAGAUUCCAAAUAUUUCUGAUGCUUACAAAAAUGUGCAGGAAUACACAAAAAUAUCUCAGGCUGAACUAGAAAAAGAAAGAGCCGAACUUUUGACGAGGGCUACCGUUGCUGAGCAGCAAAUAGCUGAACAGCAGGAAUACAUCAGCUCGCAUUUGGCAAGAUAUAAACAAGAAAUUCUGCGUUUAAGAAAAAUCUUGUCAGAUAAAGGGAUCAAUGUUGGUGGUCGUAUCAGUCCUGAUCCCCUUUAUAGCCAAAGAUUCGGGGGUAGGACUUUGGAUCCGUAUCAUCCACAUAAAAUUUGAUUUAUAAAUACGUUCUACUAGAGGACUGUAGAACCGGUAUUAUCAUUAUGCUUACUUGAAAAUAGGUUGGAAUUAGAUAUAGACUGAACAUGCAGAGAAGAAAUUGGAAAUUAUAUCAUAUCGGUGGCAAAAACAAUUCUGAAAUAAAAUUUUGCUGGAUAGGUGAUGCCAGCUCAUCCCAAUCUCUUUUAAAUAACCAAGUCAAUUAUUUGACACGUCGUGCUUAUCCUUCAAUGCUACUCACUAUUUCGUUAUCUUGAGGUCAAGUAUAUGACAUUAUUAAUACAAUAUUGGUCUCUAAUUUGCAAUAUUUUGCAAACAGGAUACAAUGGCCGUCCUUUCUGUUGCCCAUAAUUCAGAGUUCUUAUGUAUUUUUAUGCAAUAAUCAUUAAUUUACCUAGUACACAUGUACAAUUUACCUAUUUCUUCAAAAAUGCAGUAUCCCAUGUUAAAGUAGCAAAACUAACCAAAUGUGUCUUCAUUUAUUCUAUUUUUGUAGAAUUUAUUUUUAGUAGAAAAAUGCAAUAAUGUAAAAUCGUAAUUUUUUUAUUAAUAAAUAUAUUUCGUAGGAGAUA